Molecule: messenger RNA, 1047 nt
Organism: Jatropha curcas
Lineage: Eukaryota; Viridiplantae; Streptophyta; Magnoliopsida; Malpighiales; Euphorbiaceae
Product: CCT motif family protein
Biological process (GO): regulation of DNA-templated transcription
Cellular component (GO): nucleus
Molecular function (GO): protein binding
Source: RefSeq, a predicted model, not a curated record
UCGCUGCCUUCUUCACCGACUCGUCUUUCUUUCAAAUUCAGUACUUUUCCUUAAACAGCAAGAGAGAGUUUAACAAAGAUGAGAUGCAAUUCUUCUCGUUUGUCGCCAUUAAAAAGCCCAAAGAAGGAAGGUUUAGAGAUUCCAGAAGAUUAUGGAGGACGAGAAAUCGACGCCAUGGAUGACUUGCAAGGCAUUUUGAGCAUUGAAGAUGAAGAAAAUACUUGUAUUCCAAAGGAUGAGAAUGGUUAUGGCUAUGGCUUACUCAGUUGGGAUUUUAUGGAGUUAGAUGAACAGAUAAAUGGAGAAGAUGGAGAUGGUGGUUGUUAUUAUUAUAAUAAGUUUGAUAAAGUCAACAGCUUUUUUGAAGAAGAUUAUCGGGAUAGCAGCAAUAAUAACAUGAUAAAUAGAGAGUGUAUUGGAUUCUCUUUGGAUAAUGUUGAUGAAGAAGAAGAAGAAGAAGAUGGUAUUAUUAUUAUUAAUAAUGAGAAGAAGAAGAAGGAGAGUGUUUCUUUGAACUUAAACUUGAAUUAUCAAGAGGUAUUGGAUGCAUGGUCUGAUAGGGGUUCUCUUUGGGCUAAUGAUUGCUCUGCUUCAAUGGCUACCAGUAAUACCUAUUAUAUGGGAGAGGUGCCAGUGAUGGAAGAAGAAAAAACAAGAAGGGAAGCAAGUGUGAUGAGGUACAAAGAGAAACGCCAGACUAGAUUGUUCUCUAAGAAGAUAAGGUAUCAGGUUCGCAAGCUCAAUGCUGAUAAAAGACCUAGACUAAAGGGUCGAUUUGUGAAGAGGGUAUCCUGAAAAAUACUCCAAAUGGGGACUUGAAAUAUCUGAAUUCUGAAGAAAUAUCUCUCUCUUUGGACUUUUUCAUGCGCACAAUUAAUAUUCAUGCUUUGUAUUUUUCUGAAAAUAUCUAAUUUUUUGAGACAACUUUAUGGGUAGUUCUGAUGGAGCUUUCUGUCCAUUCCCCAUAAUUGACCUAUGUAUAUUCUCUACUGUGAUCACCAUACAGUAUGGUCUUUAUCUUGCUUUUAGCGAUCAAAAACUUUCGUA